This is a messenger RNA of Caenorhabditis elegans, 681 nucleotides long. The record is from the annotation of a RefSeq genome assembly. Lineage: Eukaryota; Metazoa; Nematoda; Chromadorea; Rhabditida; Rhabditidae.
AUGCUAGACUCUGAUCCGACAAUUCUUCCAACAAGUCGAUAAUCCAUGCUACAAUUAAAGACCGGAAGUCGGAAAUUUGUGCUCAAUUUAUCAAUAAUUAGCAGCACACUCCCAUCCAAACUCCAGAGACGUCUAAAGUUUAUAUGGAAUCUCACCGGAGUGGCUGUUUGCCAAGCAUCUUAAGUUGUGGCUCCAUUCGAUUUUUCCGAUGAUGAAAAUCCGCCAAACGCUCAACGCCGGCAUUGAGCCCCAAUUGGAUGAACCGGAAAGCCCGCCGAAAAUGAACGACAUUAUUGAUUGGAAAACUUGGAAAACGAGAAACUGUGAAUCUCGUCGUAAUCCCAGUUUUUAUCGUCAUCGUCAAGUAGCCGGGACAGUUGCACCGAAAGCGCCUCUAAUUCAUCAUAAUCAUCACACUGGAGAUGGAUGCAAUUCCAAUUUGUGAAUAUAUCUCCGAAUGCGACUCACCGAGCAACAGUUAAAUUGGCCAAAUCAGGAUAAUGUGAUCGACGAGGCCCCACCACCAAACACGCCCACGUGGACUGUGCUAUUCGUCAACUGGACGAUUAUUCAUCACCGGCUUCAACGAUCACCGACUCCUGCCGCCUCGUGGCCUCGAAACGUGUGAGAGAACAACGAAGAAGCGGACAUACAUCGACCAACCCGUCGUCAUCCGAUUAA